Messenger RNA from Orbicella faveolata, 474 nucleotides. RefSeq names its product fer3-like protein. Lineage: Eukaryota; Metazoa; Cnidaria; Anthozoa; Scleractinia; Merulinidae. The record is from RefSeq and is a predicted model, not a curated record.
AUGGAUGCACGCGGGAAGUUUGGAAAGCACGAGAAAAGCAUGCAGUUCAACCAAACGUAUGUUCCCAACGAAGGACCACUACAAGUAAAUAAACCCAUGGAGCAAAUAUACUACAAUCAAGUGCUGCCACAAAAUUGCUCAAACAUCCCCGACUGCCCUGCCGCCUGGGAAACACUGCAACAGAGAGAAAGUGUGGAGGAAUUUCAACAAGAAAGCGAGCAAACUACGAACAACCUGUAUUCCAAAGGUCAUCAAUCCUCGGGAAUGCCAUUGUCUAAUCGAAGAGAAAGGAAUCGAGAAAGAGAGCGCAAAAGGCAGACGCGUCUGAAGGGGGCGUUUAACGUGCUUCGCAGCGUAAUACCCGAUCACUUUUCCGAGAGAGAGCCCGGAGACAGGUUGUCAAGAAUCCAAACUCUAAGACUGGCAAGGAAGUACAUUGCUGCAUUACAUGAAUUGUUAGAGACAUGUCAGUAG